AUUCAAAACAAGAUGACAGUCGAAUAACAAUUUAUUUCAAAACAACAUAUAGAAAUAGGCAGUUGUUGGUGUAAGAAAGAAAACUUCUGUUUGAUAAGAUCACCUAAUCAGUCCCGUGACGGGACUCCCGUCACUUUUCAGUAAAAAAAAGUUCACCAGCUCAAUUAAUUUAACAAGUAUUGUGAUUGUUUUAAACCUUUAUAAAAAUUAAGAAUGGAUGCGGCAAGUCUAUUAGAAGAAGUGAGUCCGGAAAUUGAACAUUUGGUUCGAGAAGCCCUACAAUCGCAGGGCGAUCUCAGAGAAUAUUCGAAAAAUAUUGAAAAAGAGUUAAGAGAGGCUGAGAACGAGGCCAUUAAGGACUAUAUACAUGAAAGCGUCAACAUCGCCAACCUCCACAAUCAGAUUGGCGACUGCGACAAAAUUCUGGAAGACAUGGAGAAAAUGCUUCUUGGAUUCCAAGGCGAGCUUGGAUCUCUAAGUAGUGAAAUCGAGACAUUACAGAAACAGUCGAUAAGCAUGAGUGUCCAACUUUGCAACAGACAAGCCGUUCGUGGAGAGCUCUCUUCGUUUGUGGACGACAUGGUGGUUUCUGACACGCUGAUUAGAACAAUUUUAGAUACACCUGCCACAGAGCCAAUUUUUACAGACCAGUUGAAAAUUUUAGGUCAAAAGGCACAAUUUGUAAAUUCAGUGAGGGACACUAAAGCUGCAAAAGAUGUGGCUGAUGUCAUUGAAAAAUUGACAGUUCGUGCAACAGCAAAAGUUCGAGAAUAUUUAUUACAGCAGACGUAUAAAUUUAGAAAACCUGUGACCAAUUAUCAAAUUCCACAAAAUGGUCUUUUAAAACAUAAGUUCUUCUUUGAGUUCCUCCUAAAGAAUGAACGCCAAGUGGCUAAAGAAAUCAAAGACGAGUAUAUUGACACCAUGAGCAAAGUAUACUACUCAUACUUCAAAACCUAUGCAGCCAGACUUGCGAAAAAGCAGACUUCAGAAACUGCGACCAAGGAUCAUGUCCUCGCUGCGGCAGAGGAAGUCAAAGGAAAAAAUCCACUAUUCUCUUUGGGCAGCAGAGCAGAUUUGUUGAACGAUUUGGAAGCACCAGCACUAGUUCCACAUGCUUGGAAUGGACCUCCUCUUCCAUAUGAAGCUUUAUUCAGAUCUCUCAUUUUUACUUUAGUGGACAAUGCUUGCCGUGAAUAUUUGUUUUUGGGAGAUUUCUUUAUGGUUAAGACCACAAUUUUAAUGGAUUUGUUCCACCAAGUCAUGGGGAAAACUCUUGGACAGCUAUUGAGUGUCGUUGACGAAGGCACUUCGAACAGUUGGGAUGGGAUCGGUCUGCUCUUAUGUGCACAUAUCGUAUUAAGGCUACAAAUGGUAACCCACAAAAGAGCUGUUCCAGCUCUGGACCACUUAUUCAGUGCUGCAUUGGAUUACAUAUGGCCUGCAUUUGACAGAGCUUUAAGUGCCAACGCAUUCUCAUUAAAGGGAUGUGAAACAAUGCCAACAGACUUGAUGCCUCACUAUAUAACUCGUCGAUAUGCAGAAUUAAGUAGCGGACUAGCAGUUAUUGACGCAGGGUUUCCACAAGAAAGAGUGAGAAAGUCAUUACUUUGGUUGGCUGAGGAGAUGGAACCCAAUUUGAUUAGAAUGGCCAGCGCUUUUCAAGAGCGAUCUAAGCAAUUAGUAUUUUUAAUCAACAAUUUUGAUUUGAUACUCUCAGUUCAUAUGGAAAAGGGGCAAGAGCCAAAGGAAAGUGACAGAUUUCGUGUGUCGUUGAACAAAAAAACUGCAGAAUAUGCAGAGGAAACACUAUCCCCCCACUUUGGAACUUUAAUACAAUUUGUCAGGGAGGCUGAAAACAUGAUUCAAGGCAAUCAUUCACAGCUAUUAGCAAAGGAAGAAGCUCGUGUUUCUGCAAUCAUUAUUAAUUUUGGUGCUACCUGGAAGCAAGCUAUAGAUUCUGUUAACAGAGAAGUCAUGUCAUCCUUUCCAAGUUUUCGAACAGGAGCAACCGUUCUUCAACAAGCAUUAACACUGUUAAUUCAGUAUUAUCAUAGAUUUCAAAAGAUUUUAGCGGACCAUAUGCCUUCAUUGACAAGUAGACAAGAUUUGGUUAACAUUCAUCAACUAAUGGUUGAAGUUAAAAAGUAUAAACCGAACUUUUAAUAAAAAAUAAAAGACGAGUAAUUUGCUCGAAACUCAA
Messenger RNA from Folsomia candida, 2203 nucleotides. It is a transcript of the gene Vps52, whose product is annotated as vacuolar protein sorting-associated protein 52 homolog. Gene Ontology annotation, molecular function: syntaxin binding. Lineage: Eukaryota; Metazoa; Arthropoda; Collembola; Entomobryomorpha; Isotomidae. The coding region runs from base 214 to 2166 and encodes 650 amino acids. The transcript is spliced from 12 exons. Gene Ontology annotation, biological process: retrograde transport, endosome to Golgi; lysosomal transport; Golgi to vacuole transport. The record is from RefSeq and is a predicted model, not a curated record. Gene Ontology annotation, cellular component: GARP complex.